AUGGACAGUAUUCCCCGGCCGUCGGAGGGUGAUGUUGAUAUCGGAACUGGCACGUUUGCUGCUUGCUGGGUUCUCACCGGUGUCGCGGGAGUUACACUUCUAUUCCGUUAUGCAGUAAAGAGCUGGGUGCGCUUUGCAUUGCCCCAAGUCACUGCCCCCGAGCGUGUCUGGGGCUUCGAGGACUUGUUUUUCCUUGCGGGCUACACUCUCGACAUUGGACAUAUGACUCUGAUUCAAAUGAGUUCACAAUGGGGCCUGGGUCGGCAUUUUUACUACUUGUCAGGCGUACAGCGCUCAACGGCCAUGAAGUAUGACUUCUAUUCACAGCCGCUCGCUGUAGCCGCAGCCAUGGUUUCGCGGACAGGCAUGAUGUGGUUCCUGUUGACCUGCUUUGCCGCGAGCGAUAAGAAGAUUCGCGUUUCGAUUGUUGUGUGUGCCAUUGUGCAGAUUAUCGUUAAUAUGGUGACGAUUCUGCAAAUCAUAUUACAGUGUGGGCCGAAUCCCUACCGACCGUCAAAUCGUGUUGAAUACUUCCAGUACAUGUGGACUCCGCUGCCUAGUGAUGGAUCGGUUGUCUGCCAAUCGCCUAAUGUCCAGACUACCGUUGGUUUUGUGCAAGGAGGGUUCAACACGAUCAUUGACUUUAUACUGGCCGUUAUCGCCGGUGUCGAGCUGUGGCAAUUCUUUCUCCGUACCAUACACCGCGAGAACUUGUCCUUUUGGUCGCAAUUCAAGAAGAUCAACAGUACCGUUCGAUCUCGUCGUCUUUGGCAAACCAUUACCCUGUGCGGUCCGCUGAUUCUCUCUGGUGCGGCCUCGAUUGUGAAAACAUAUAAAUUGAAAUCCCUUGGCGACAGACUCGAUUUCACCUACAAUAUCGUCUCUUUCGUUUUAUGGGUAAAAAUCGAAAACUACAGCAUUCUCCUCGCUUCCUGUGCCCCAGUCGCCCGACUCUUCCUCCGCACCAUCGUCGAUGCCCGACGCGACGGCCACCUGGGCUACUGGUCUAAAUCAAACUCAAACAAUAACGCCUCCAACGACACAGAACUAAAAAACAAACAGAGCCGAAGCAAAACCGGGUGGAUGGACUCGGCUACAGCGACAGCUACAGCAACGUCUCAGUGGCAGGACGAAGAGAGCCAGCAUACGAGGUGGAGUAUUCAAGAGCGCUCUAUGAGUCGGUUGUCAAAGGGUUAUGGGCAUGAGAUAGAAGGUAUGGAUGAUGGCGGUGUCACAGUGAAGACGGAUAUUGUGGUGCAGGUUGACGAUGGACGGUCGACAUCGAGUUGGGAUGCGAGGCUUUUGCCUGGUGGUGGGGAGAUGCCUAUUGGGAGGGAGGAGUAUGGAUAUCAUGCUCGGUGA
Molecule: messenger RNA, 1362 nt
Organism: Penicillium daleae
Lineage: Eukaryota; Fungi; Ascomycota; Eurotiomycetes; Eurotiales; Aspergillaceae
Exons: 8
Coding region: 1-1362 (453 amino acids)
Source: RefSeq, a predicted model, not a curated record